AUGCGCAGCUACGUCGGUGGCAAGAAUGGAGCCAUCUCCGGCCGACGCCCCACCACACUCUCUGGCAACAAUCGCUACUCCAGAGUCCAAUUACGCAUCCCAUCGGCGGCAAUCUUGCUCAAUUGCACCAUUGCACUGCCCUCUGCUUCAAUCCUGCUAUCCAAACCAUAUCAACUUGGCAGCCAGCCUGUCAGCCAGCCUACCAGCCUACCCGUCCACGCCAAAGACCUACGACCUACGAAAUCAGGCCUCCAAGUCAUACAAUGCGAUCUCGGAGGGAACGAGGAAAGUCUGCAGUACAAGACGUAUUCUCGUGCUUUCGCAGGUCGCAACUCUUCAGCGCGGGUGGUAGGUGUCAGGUAA
Messenger RNA from Penicillium diatomitis, 363 nucleotides. RefSeq lists its product as uncharacterized. The record is from RefSeq and is a predicted model, not a curated record. Bases 1 to 363 code for a protein of 120 amino acids. The transcript has 2 exons. Lineage: Eukaryota; Fungi; Ascomycota; Eurotiomycetes; Eurotiales; Aspergillaceae.